Betta splendens (Siamese fighting fish) is the source of this 1807-nucleotide messenger RNA. It is a transcript of the gene ikbip, whose product is annotated as IKBKB interacting protein. Bases 572 to 1807 code for a protein of 411 amino acids. The transcript has 3 exons. NCBI's taxonomy places the organism in Eukaryota, Metazoa, Chordata, Actinopteri, Anabantiformes, Osphronemidae. The record is from RefSeq and is a predicted model, not a curated record.
UUAAGUAUUCGAUAUUUUAGCAACAUAUUAAUAAUUGUAAUAUUAUACUAAUUGAUUACUAUGUGAAAGGAUUUAUUCGUUUGACGUCAUUAUUCCGGUGAGGGCAGGGGCUGGCGGUCGCUUACGUGGCUAGCUGACGCGUUUGUAGUGCUUAUUUUCCUGUCGGAUUUAUGAAUGUCACGAAUACGGCUAAAUGAGAUGCAAAAAAUAAAUGAUACAUACUUUAGUGGACAUGAUUGGAGUUUGCGGCAUGACAUGGCCUACGAAUCAUUCUGUAGAGUAGUGGUUUCAUAUCAAGAUUAUUUUAAAGUUUCCACCCAGGGUAUUGUAAACUCGGUUUUACGAGCUUUGAAUGGGCACCUGAAUGCAGCGUGUUCCAGGGAAUUGUGGGGAAUGAUAAUAGCAGCAACUUUUCCAAAAUUAGCCAGAUAGUUGUACUUUCUCGCAUCACUGCACUUUAUUAUGCUCGCGUCUUUAAAACACGAGUCUUAUUUUAUUUUAAAACGUAACUAAUAGGCGGUGGACACUAUUCUGUUCUUUUUAAUAAGACAUUGAACGCCACUGCGCUAAAAUGCCUACAGAGUUGAAGCAGAGGAAGAAAACUCCAUCACAAAAACACACGGAUGAAGUUUCUCAAACGUUGGCAGCAAACUGCAGAAAUGAUGCUGACAAAGUGAAGACGGAGGCUGGAAACCGCACUGGAGGCGAGAAUCCGAGUCGGAGUGUGGACAUUAAAAGCCUCAUGUGCUUAUUGUCGCUUGUGGCGUGCGGAGCUCUGAGCUGGAUGGUGCUACGACAGAAUGAGAAGGUUUCCCAAAUUGAAGAGAAAUAUAAAUCACUGCAGGAGAAGACCUCGAGUCUGUUCGACAUGGAGGCAGAAGUCCUGAAGGUGUCGAAAAAGCUUGCCGCCUCUGAGGAUGACCUACAGGAGGCACUCUCCACCGUCUCCUUGGCGACAACGCUCCAGCAGGACAUCUCCACGCUCCACGGCGCUGUCAUGGCGAUGCAGGCGGACGAGAGCUCCGCCUCCCGCGACCUGCAGACCGUCAACGCCCGCUUCCUCAACGUGACGGAGACCUGGCAGCAGCGCCUGGCUAGCAUCUCCUCCGACCUGGCUGCGCUCAAGGCGGAAUCACGGGAGGCGCACACCAGGUCCACGGAGCGGGUGAACGAGGCCGAGCGGAGGGCACGGACGCUGGCAGAGAGGCUGCAGGAGCUUGAAGACAGCACAAAGAGGAACGCCCGAGCGCUGGAGCGCACGGAGGAAGAUGACACCAAGCGGGCGCAGGAUCAGCUGGACUGGAACACCAGACAGAUCCAGAAGCUGGAGGAGCAGAUGACCAGCCUGACCAAGCGGGAGGUGGAACUCAGCUAUGAGUUGCAGGAGCAAAUUCCCCGGUUGCAGGAGUGUGAGGAGCACCUGCCGCAGGUGGAGGAGGCGGUCCGCGCCAUCCUGAGGCUCGGGGGCGAUCUGAGCGGGGCCGAGAAGAAGCUGGAGGAGCUGACGCUGCAGGUGUUUGGGACGGAGGACAGUAUGCUGAAAGCCGUGCAUGAAAUCCUGGAGAUCCGACAGGAGCUGGACACCCUGCAGGCACACAACAGCAUCCUGAAGAUGAAGAACGAGCUGUCCGUGGUCAAAGAGGCGGUCCGUGAACUCACCAUGACGCUGAGGGAAAACAGGGUGGACCGUGAAACGCAGUCUGACACUAUGGGAGAGGAAGGAUGGAAUGAUGAGGAAGAUGAAGAGUGGGAAGAGGACGCCCGGAACGAGCCUCCUCCAGCUUUUCAAGAAAACCUCCCUGAAUGA